Molecule: messenger RNA, 2714 nt
Organism: Oryzias latipes (Japanese medaka)
Lineage: Eukaryota; Metazoa; Chordata; Actinopteri; Beloniformes; Adrianichthyidae
Gene: cspg5b
Product: chondroitin sulfate proteoglycan 5b
Biological process (GO): cell projection morphogenesis
Cellular component (GO): synapse
Source: RefSeq, a predicted model, not a curated record
CUGCUUGCCCAAAGGCGACACGCACCCAAUAACCCACUGACAUACAAAACACCACCCACGGAGAAUCACGCUGUGCUGUGAAAUGGAGCAUAUUGACAUCUACUGACAACAGAGGUGGCAGUCCAACAGCAGAUCUACAAGUUAUUCACGGACCGUGCGUGUUUGCACCAGAGCGUUGGCACUUUAGUGUGCGCGCACACCGCGGAUGUAGCCGCUUGCGCAAAUCGCGCGCAGGCGUUCGGCGUCGAUCCCGUGUGGUUUCUGCAGACCCACCGCUGGUCGCGCGCUUUACUACUACAACUCCUCCUGGAGCCGCCGCCGCCGCUGCUGUCAAGCGCAGACUGAAGGAACACGCGCUAAAGGUGCGGAGCAGAGAGCAGCCGCGCGAGGACGUGGGAGAGCCCACGCGUCUUUGAGGUGUUCACGCGUCCGUACAGGCAAUAAUGGAGGUCUGAACUUCGGGAGGAUCUGCGGGGAGGAUUAGCUACAUCUGACCGGUGAGACGAACUAAGGGAAGGAAUCCAGCUUGCAUCGAUCACCGGGUCACGGAGAGGAAACGUGCGUUAUGGCGCGCGGGGACGCUCGUUUGUGGAGCUGGCAGGUGCUUUUGGCCAUCUCGAUGGUCAUCACCUCCCUGUCUGCUCACGGAAGACAUUCACUCGUCAAGCGCCAUCAUCACCACAACCACUCGUCUGUCAACAAGGAGGCCUUGGACACCAGGAUGGUCCUUAGCGAUGACUCGGCAGAAAAGGACCACCUCAUUGGAGCAGGACACAGACCAAGCCUUCCACUCCAUUCUACCAGACAUCACCGCUUUCAUAAACACCAUUACCUAGAUUUUGCUGAAGAGGGCACACCUGUGGCAGAGGAGCUAACUGCCGGCGGGGGACCAGAUGCUCAUGGGAAUUCCUUGUCCGAUGAUGUAAUCCCCGUUAAGUUUCAUAGCCCUGCCCCAGACGUUGUGCCCUCUGAUGUAGCUUUGGAUUGGGCAAAAGUCCCCAAACCGCAAAAGCAGAAAAGUGGGGACUCCACCCAAUGGGGACUGUCUGACUUUUACGACGACCCAGCUCCUGACGACGAUCUCUCAGCAUUAGAUUCAACUCCUGCACCCGAUCCCACUCCGUCACCUCCACCUGAUGUGGAUGAUGAGAAUCCACUCCUGCCCGGAACCCCGGCAGUUUUUAAUGAAGUGGGGCCAAAAAUGGACACUGGAUCAUCUCCAGCAGCUGGUCCCAUCCCAAGCCCAGACCCAGACCAGGGUUUAGGUGUUGGUGGAGCCAUGGGUGCAGAUGGUUGUAGGCUGGGCUUUGUACUUUCUGGACCUGGAGUUUGUGUUGCUCAGUGCGACACGGAGCCUAAUUUCUGCUUCAACGGAGGAGUGUGCACCGUAGUACCAGGGAGUGGAGCCUUCUGCAGGUGCAACGUGCAGGAAUAUAUCUGGAACAAAGGCACGCGUUGCGAAUGGGCUGUCACGGAGUUCCAGGUGUUGUGCAUGGUGGUGGGCGUGGCCUCUGUUGUGCUCCUAAUGCUCUUCAUGAUCAUAGUAUUUUUUGCCAAAAGACUUUACCAACUCAAGAACGAGAACAGGCGCCUUCGCAAACGCAGUAAGUACCGCACACAGAGCAGCGAGCCACAGACAGACGGCCUCUCCGUUUCAACUACGGCGGACAGCUCUCAACCAAAUGUAAGGAAACUCUGUGACACCCCCCCGCCUGCACCCCAAGCUCAUACUCACAACCUGGCGUACUAUGACAACAUUAUCUGUCAGGAUGAGCCCCAGAAGAAGGACAACCAAGCUAAGUCCCCUCCAUCCAAGGAAGAAGGCUCUAUGAACAUCCUCAACUCUCAUUCUCCAAAGCACGAGAACAACCGCCCUGCUUCCAUCAUCCAUGGAAGCACCCCUAACAGCACAGAAGAAAAUGCUGAGGUAAACAAGCUCCAGAACAACCUGGUGUAACGUCGCCGGGCGACAAAGAUCGAGAUAUCAGACGGAAAUGUCUACAGCACAUUCCAGAGUUCCUACAACAUAGUUUACUCCAUGCCAAGUGCAUACUGUGAGUUUUUAGCGGUUUUAAAACACCUAUUGGCAAAAAAAAAAGAGAGCACAACAUGAAUUAUAUUGAGACAACUUAAGAAGCACAACAAAUCUGUUUACAAGGCUGCCAUGUUUAUGCUGACCACAUGACGGCGCCACUGCCUCAUUUCCUUUGUCUAUCUGAUUCUGACGCUGGACUGAAACCAUUAGCUUGGUCCUAUUGACUGACAGACUGACUGACUGACUGACUUUUCUCUUUACCGAUGCCCUGCCUUGGUCUUUGGCCAAUGACCUCCUUCAUUGUUUCUCCCCUGCCCCACCCCCCUGCCUGACCCUGCCUUCUCGUCUCUUUCUGCUCGCAUGUAUUGAUGUAAAAAAAAAUAAAAGUGUCUGAAAACAUAAAAUUUGCUUAAGAAAUAUGUGAAAGUUAAGUGAAUCUGUAUUUGCGAACUAGUCAUGUUUGACAUUGCUAAUUAGUGGAUUUGUCUAGAUUACAUGAGGUUGAAGUAAAUGCUUGGAGUUGAUAGUCUAUAUAUGCAUAUAAUUCACACGCUGUGUCUUGGCUUUAUUCAGUGUGUUUUUUCUAUUACUUUAAUGUACUUGAGAUUCUUUUGUACUUUUUUGGGUAUAAAUGGAGGAUUACAGUUGACAGUUGUUGGAAUAAAUCUUUUUCAUUUUA